Scylla paramamosain (green mud crab) is the source of this 4210-nucleotide messenger RNA. RefSeq lists its product as uncharacterized. The transcript is spliced from 13 exons. Bases 749 to 1618 code for a protein of 289 amino acids. The record is from RefSeq and is a predicted model, not a curated record. Lineage: Eukaryota; Metazoa; Arthropoda; Malacostraca; Decapoda; Portunidae.
CACCUAAGAUCAAGAUCAAGAUUACCCUCCUGAUCCGCCGCCAUUACAUGAGGACAGUAACAGCUUGCGGUCUUCAAAGCUUCCUUCUUCCCAUAUCAGGAGUGUCUUGUGAAAUGACCCAGGAAAUGAAGAAUGGCUGGAGUGUGCCUGUGAAGAAGACACUGAAUUACAAAACAGUCAUAGAGGUUUUCUGUUUCCCGCCCUUCAAGUUGCUACUACUACUACUACUACUACUACUACUACUAUUAAUAAUGAGGAGCCUCGCUGUGUGGGCCAGGACAAUGACAGCACCUACACUAUCCUGGACCUCUGCUACUACUACUACUACUAUUACUGCUACUACUACCACUGCUACCAACACUGGCCUCUAUGUUGGCCUGGUGUUUGGGUUAAUUUUGUGUCUAAUGUUUGUGGCAACACUGUUCUUCCUUAGACGGAGACAGAGAAGAGGAGGGGGGAAGGAGCAGCCUGGAGGAGGAGGAGGAGGAGGAGGAGGGGGUUAGAGGCCGCCCCUGCCUCCACCAAUGACAUGAAAUCUGAGGUCAACCAUUCCAUGACCUAUUCCAGCAUUACUGACCCUACUACUGGAACCAACAUGGCUGCAAGUAUAAAUGAUGUCAUUCACCUACGGUCGUCUGCUGGUCACCCAGCCAGCCAUUACCCUAUGGAAAGAGCUCAGAGCUUAUAGUGACCGAUCUUUGGGUAGGACUGAGACCACUCACACACCACACACCAGGACAGCGAGGUGAUGUUCGUGGCCUCCCCAGCUUCAGAAUCGGUCCUUGGGCAGCGUGGACAUCUCAGACUCGUGAAGGAACUGCAUCUCCUGCAGCUCCAUCAGCUUGCCGUGAUCCUUGAUGUGGGCAUAGUUGGCAGCAAGACACAUCAGAUAGUGCACCUGUGGGAGAGCAAUAAGAAAUUAGAAUUGACUGAGAAACCAGAAAAGGGACUGCACUUGAAAAAGCACAAGAACCAAGAAAUUACAUCAUUAAAUGAAAUGACAACAAAUCUAAAGCAGGAGGCGUUGCAGAAAGAGCGCGAGAUCACUGUGUUGUGGGAGAAGACAGAGUCCCUUAGUGGUCAGCUGGUGACGGUCCACAACCACAGCCACUUUGAAGAGAAUGGCCUGAGCCACGACCACCUUGCUCAAGAAAAUAUCACGUUGACAGAGCUGAUUAAACAACUAGAAGAUAAGCUCAAACUUUCAAAGAUAGAAAUCAAAGACGUCACAAGACAGAAUAGUGAGCUGCAUGCACUUAUCACAGAGUAUAAAGUCACUCCCUCAGAGGAAAAAGACAAGGAUGGCACCUCUUCAUGUGAGAACUCAGAAGCUAAAUGUACAGAUACCAAGGGGAAAUUGCUGGGUCAAGUGGCUACACUGACAUCUGAGGUUAGCAGGUUGGAGAGUGAGUGCAGCAGUCUUCAGGUUCAGCUAGACUGUGAGAGGGAUAAGUAUAACAAACUGCUGGGAGAAUCUCUUGCUCAUGAAAAGUUGUCUGAAGAUGUCAUAACUGAACCAAAAGGUGACUACAUCACCAUCUACCAGUUGCAGCGAGGAGUGAUGAAGCAGCAAGCUCGAGAACGCCAGUUAGACCUUGCCAGCCUCCAUCAUGAAUGAGAGGAAAUGAAGCAAAACCACUCAGCAGGAUUUGAUAUCAAAGCUGGUGCAGGAAAAGGAAGCAGAUCAUGACCUUGAGCAGCUCGAGAAGAUAAGCAGCGUCCUUAAGAGUUCAGUUGCUAUCAUUAGCAGUGUUGGAACCAGUGAGUCUGAGACACCCACCAGCAGUGGAAAGGUGGCUGACGAGCGCCUCAAGCACUCUGAAAAGGUGGAGCAACAACAAGAAACAGAAAAUUGCAUCCAUCAUUCUUUGCCUGAGGAGGGAAUUGAUGCUCUGUUGACCCUUCACACUGAUGUCCCUCAUGAGGAGGGAGAAUAUGAAUCCUACAGAACUUGCCCAUAGAAAGACCAAAACUGUUACUGCUGCCACACUGCCACCACUUCCACUGACACCAAAAGCCCAACUGUGCAGAGAAUCCUGGACCUCCGCAAUGAAAUGGAGUCCACCAGUCACCUGGAGCACUUUAGCCUCCAAAAGUUCCAUCCGUGUCCAUUGUGUUUGGGUAAACUUAUCACUGUAUAAGGGGACAAGUAUCAGUGUAUGGUUACUAUAUACUCAUUUGUACUUAAAGAUGUCAUGUCACAUCAUUCUCUCUCUCUCUCUCUCUCUCUCUCUCUCUCUCUCUCUCUCUCUCUCUCUCUCUCUCUCUCUCUCUCUCUCUCUCUCUCUCUCUCUCUCUCUCUCUCUCUCUCUCUCUCUCUCUCUCUCUCUUUCUUUCUUUCUUUCUUUCUUUCUUUCUUUUGUUGCAUAUUUUACUGCUUUACAUUCCUCCCCACAGUAUUUUUUCAUGUACUUUAUGACUGCAGUAGUUUUAUCAUCCCAGUGUAUGCCGUAUCCACUCUGAAACUGUAAUUCACCAAUCAGCUCAAAUGUGUCUCAGUUUUGAUAAUCAUUAAUUUGUUUCAGCUACACAACCACUCUGAUAAGGGACAAAAUCUACUUCACCAGUCAUCUAUGUCAUACAGUCAUAUAUAUUCAUACAUAUGACAAAAUACUCUUCCUAAGACAUUUCUUAUUUUCUCUUCUCAAGUGACCUGUCCAUCUAUCUAAGGUACCACAUAACAUUUAAAACUUACAAUAUUGCAUUUAAUUCAUGAACACUUUUUUGUCUAUCUAUGUAGACUUGAAAUUGUAUUGCGUAUAGACUUGAAAUGUAUUGGGAGUUUUCUCUAUCUCUCAUUCUAUACCUAACACCUGUUCCUAAGAAUCCCCAGGUGAUAGCCAUGGUGACUGGCUGGUCUCCUACUGAGUGGCUGGGGUUUUCCAAAAGUGAGGGUUGGUGUUCUAUACCAUACCAUGUGCCCUGUUUGUAUUCCUUCUCUAUCCUCUGUAUUAUAUUCUAUGUAAAGAUGGUGCUGGGGUGGGAUCUACUUCUUAUUCCCUAAAAGUGAUGAGGAGUGACACUGGGCAGCAUUGAUUUGCUCCUUAGAGAUGGCUGGGUUCCUGUGGAUGAGUGGGCCAUGCUGUGCUUUGUCAAGGAUGGUGUUUGGUAUUGUGAUGACUCUUGCCACAAUCAAGUGUCUCCCACAGAGUAGUGGAGUACCUAUGAAUGGUGUUGACCCAAGCUGUCCAGGUCUCAUCCAAUGCCUUAAUAUGAUAAUUUAGAUGAUCAAAAUGGUUUAACUCACCAUUUAAUCAGCUGACUGAUUUGAAUGGAGAAGUAUGUAAUGUGUUGUAGCCUAACCAUCCCUGCCAGCAUGGUCAGACUCUUGGUAGUAACCUGAAAUGCUCCUAGGUAGUGAGUAUCAUUGCACAUAAUGAUCUUUACUUUGUCAGUAAUUCAAUGAUACUGAAUAUUACUCUACUGGAUUUUGCUCAGCACUGCUUGGUAACUUUUGGCCAUAAUCCCAGGUCUGGAAUGAUAUGAAGCCAUGUUUUUACAUUCCAUAUGAGACAGGCAAGCACUAUGCUUUGCCUGACUGAUACCUCUACUUUGCAUUUAUGACCCCAGGUAGUUCAUCUCUCUCUCUCUCUCUCUCUCUCUCUCUCUCUCUCUCUCUCUCUCUCUCUCUCUCUCUCUCUCUCUCUCUCUCUCUCUCUCUCUCUCUCUCUCUCUCUCUCUCUCUCUCUCUCUCUCUCUCUCUCUCUCUCUCUCUCUCUCUCUCUCUGUUUGGAAUUAUACUGUAUAUUAGGAAAUGUCAUUAAAGAGUGUGUGUGUGUGUGUGUGUGUGUGUAAAAAGUGUUUGCAUUAUUGUGCAUUUGAUGUUAUAGCCCCAGGUUCUUAAAGUUUUCUGGUUUUAUGAUUUAUAAAGAUUGCUAUUUUUAAUAAAGUUAUUGAAAUUGUUAUUGAGUGUUUGUAUUGAACUCAUUAGCUUUGUAAUAGUGUGCGUCUCAUCAUGCAUUCAUUAAUGAUGUAGAGUGGAAAUGUCCACUCCUAUCAUGCAUAAUAUCAAUGCAUUAUUGGUUUAUGUUGUUAUUUGUGUAUAAAUUGUAAAGUUAUGCCAGUCUAUUUUAGUACAAACUAAAUAUCAGCUGGAAGAGAGGACAGGUAAUGGCACACUAAAACACAGGAAGGGACAAUGAUAUAACCAUCCAAUUUAACAAUACACAGAGCAAGAAGAAUGAGAAAGCAAUAAAAAUGGAUUAUUUAA